Molecule: messenger RNA, 1191 nt
Organism: Serendipita indica DSM 11827
Lineage: Eukaryota; Fungi; Basidiomycota; Agaricomycetes; Sebacinales; Serendipitaceae
Source: the annotation of a GenBank genome assembly
AUGGUGUCGCCAAACCCUAUGAUGGAGGAGCUAAUCGAGGCCCUUGAGCGUCUCAACCUCUCCAGAUAUCUCGGAGGAGCCGCCUUGGUCAUUUCCAUCUACGACUGGCUCAUCUUACUGGGUGACGAAUCUAGCACCGUCUGGCAAGGGCGAUGGACAUUGCCAAAAUCAAUCUACUAUUUUAACCGUCUCGUUACACCUGUAGGGUUAAUGACUGCCGCCUAUCAGUUGAGCGACCAACCACGCUCAAAGCCACUCACUGCCAAGCACGCUCUAAUCAUCUUGAUGGACAUUGGGACUAACACAUGCACAUAUAGCUGUCUUAUCUACAACUAUGUCAACUCGCUCGUCCUACUCUUCUCCUUUUUCCUCAGUAAUCUCCUUUUGACUCUCCGGCUGGUGGCGCUCUACAAGCGCAAGAAGUGGAUCGCAUGGUUCCUGUACUCGUUCCUCACCAUCUCAUAUCUCAUCACGGCAGGGUUGGUGGUCUAUACUCUCCACACCUUUGGACGUGGACUAUACUACUCGCAAAUAGUCCACGCCUGUGCAUCAACGACGAAAUCGAACCUCAUGCCCGCCAUAUUUCUUCUACCGGCAGCUUACGAGUUUACCAUCUUUACCAUGACUGGAGUCCGAGCCUUUCAUGACGCGAAACUCAUUAGAACUUCUGGGAGUGCUCCAUUCCUUACCGUCCUCUAUAGAGGGUGCAUAUGCUUCUUGAUCAUGCUUGGAGUUCGCAUUUGGAACGUAUGGAUUUAUGCUACCCAACCCACCUCUGCAUCCUAUCUCGGCAUCUACUUGCUAUGGGCCACGAUGACCAUUCUGAGCACGCGCGUGUAUCUAAACCUCGUCUUCCUCGCGCGAGGCGUGUCAGAGCACAUGACAGCCGAGGUCUCACGUGUCAGAUUCGCACCAGCGACGCAACUGGGAGGUAUCAAGAUGCAAGUGCAGACAACGACAAUCGCGGAUGAUCACCAUGUUCUGACGAUGAAGGAUGGCCGGCGGCAGAGUAGCAUGGUAUUUACCAAAUUUUCGGAUGCUCCGUUUGACGUCGAGAGCCAUGGCUCGCCCAAUCGAGACGACGUAUCGGUUGGGCAAAGGUCGUCGCCCAGGGAUUCUCUCCGUCAGCCAUUUUCUUCUGCGAGUUUUGCGGUCGGCGACAAUGCAUAUGAACUCAACUCGCGAAUGUAG